ACACAUAUUUCCUUUAUCGUGAAACAACUGUCAUGAAGAAUGAAAUGUGCACGUUGCAAUGAGAGGCCACCAACACUAAGGCGAUGUGCAAGCAGACUUCCGUAUUGUAGACAAUGUUUCAUCAAUGAGUUUGAAAAGGAGGUGUACGACUUGAUUGAGGAACAUAAACUUAUAGUUGACGGAGAUGUUGUUUGUAUUGGGGUAUCCGGUGGCAAAGAUUCCUCAGUUCUUGCCCAUGUGCUGGCUACCCUAAAAGAAAGAUACCAUCGCAAAUGGACUCUUUAUCUAUUGGCUGCCGAUGAAGGCAUCAAAGGCUACAGAGAUGAUUCUUUGGGCGUAGUCAUGGGUAUGAGUAACCCUAAUUAUGAUGGGUUGAAAAUACUAAAUUUUAAAGAAAGAUUUGGAUUUGAUAUGGAUGAAGUAGUAUCGUUAAUUGGGCAGAAAAACAACUGUACUGUCUGUGGUACUUUUCGACGUCAAAUAUUGGAGAUUGGCGCGAGGAUGCUUGGCGCCAACAAGCUGUGCACUGGACACAAUAUAGACGAUAAUGCUGAAACCGUUCUUCUCAACAUAUGCAGAAACGAUUUGUUCAAAUUGGCAAGGAACCUAAACAGUCUGGAUUCAGUGGGUAGUACUGCCAAAAUGGGUGACAAAUCUACUGCCGACUUACGUGAGGUUACUGCAUCUACGACAUCAGGUAUGCAUAUUAAUAAUGAAGCAACACCCGUUGGAGACUCAUAUCAUUCCAUGAUUUACAAGGAAGCUAAAUCAGACGUUUUGGUUACUGAUCAAACUAAAUCUACUCGCUUCAUGCCACUAUUAUACGAUACAAAAAUGGAUGAGUGUGAUACUCAAAUAACGGCCGAAAUGUCUCAAAAGCUACAUCUAUCGGAUAAAGGUCAUGAGCUACUUCGCAUAAAGCCAUUGAUGCAUUGUUACGAGAAGGAAAUCGUUAUGUAUGCACGAUAUCUCAAUUUAGAGUAUUUCUCUACGGAAUGCAUUUAUGCUCCGGAGGCAUACAGGGGAUACAUGAGAACGUUCAUCAAGCAGUUAGAAGCUGUAGAUCCUCGAAUAAUUCAAAACAUUACUUAUUCUUCGGAGCAGUUUUACGCGAGUUACCUUUCCAAUCGAAAAGUGAACGUUUGCAAAAAAUGUGGCAUAGAGGGCAUCAAUGAUUUGUGCAAAGCUUGCAUUUUAGUCGAGAAGCUUACGGCGCUCCGAUCUAAUGCAAAUGAACAUAUUAAAGUUGCUCACAGCAGCUAAUACAC
Molecule: messenger RNA, 1268 nt
Organism: Babesia bovis T2Bo
Lineage: Eukaryota; Apicomplexa; Aconoidasida; Piroplasmida; Babesiidae
Exons: 1
Coding region: 40-1263 (407 amino acids)
Biological process (GO): tRNA wobble position uridine thiolation
Cellular component (GO): mitochondrion; cytosolic tRNA wobble base thiouridylase complex
Molecular function (GO): tRNA binding
Source: RefSeq, a predicted model, not a curated record